Penicillium hordei is the source of this 351-nucleotide messenger RNA. RefSeq lists its product as uncharacterized. The record is from RefSeq and is a predicted model, not a curated record. The transcript is spliced from 2 exons. Lineage: Eukaryota; Fungi; Ascomycota; Eurotiomycetes; Eurotiales; Aspergillaceae. Bases 1 to 351 code for a protein of 116 amino acids.
AUGGAGGACAUGACUGGUCCCCCUUGGGGCACACUAGCCGUUGAACAAUACUUCAUUACAAACUGGGAUUAUUCCUCAACCGCAACCCCAGAUCAGCAGCGAACAAGACUAGUCGCUGGGUUUCUUGACCUGAAUCUUAUUCCAAUGGAAUGGCUAGAUGAGGAUUGGGAAAGCCUUUCAGUUCCGCCUCGUGCGCCUACAGUGGAGGAAGUCGACACUAUUCUCCGACCUUAUCGGGUGGACGCCCUUCGGUGGCGCGCAGCUAAUAUGUUCCAUGACGAAGCAUCCCCUGUUUACUACGUACACACUACAGCACCGAAGAAGGUAAGCGAGCUAAACACGACGAAUUGA